CAGCAGCAGCAGCAGCAGCAAUAAUGGACGAGGGCGAUCGAUGUGAUCCGUGGUGCGUUCAAUGCCACUCUUGGAGAACAUUGAAUUGUUCAGUAACAGCGGCAGAGAGUAAGAGAGAGAGAGAGAGAAAGAGAGAGAGGGGAUAUACCCCACGGUCGAUGCCUAUAUAGCCAGCUACGAACGCAACAGAUCGUUCCAGUCGUUGUCUCUCGUCUCGAGAUUUGCUAGCUUCAUUUUUUUUUCGCCUAUUGCACGUCCUCGGGAUUAGCCUCGGUUCUUUCCGAGGUCUCGCGAUACAUUCCCACGAUGUACACGGCCACGAUUUAAUCAAACGACCGUCUAACGAUUAGCUUCGCCGCUUAUCGCGAUCUAAGUGGUGCUCGAGGUGGUAGCGUGCAGCGAUAGAUUAGGGACCUCCGGCAUGUUCUCCGGGACGUAAAACGGGGUAGAUCCUCGCCGUCAUCGAGCGAGUAAGUCGGGGAGGAGUUUCGUAAGUGCUUAUAUAAGUGCUUCUGUUUAAUAUUAAGUAUUUCGCCGCAUCGCGCGGAUCGGGGCGUUUUGAUUUGUGCGCGCCUGGCGCCGUAUCAUCCCGAAGGCUGGAUCCGAAACGCAGUGGCCACAGAACGAAGAAACUGUUACCCCCCAUCUUCUCCCGGGGAACAUCGGAGGUCUCGGUCGACAGCGAUAUGCCGCCGCAGGAGAAGUUCCCGGCGUCCGCUGGGGUUUCCAGGGACCUGACCCCACAGGACCCCAGUCCUGACGGGGGUCUGUCGGCCUCGGCCUCGUCCGACGGAUUUUCGUCCGUCAAGGGUCGUAAGAGCGGCAGUGACGAUCAGGAUGACCAGGAACCCAAGGACAUGGACUUCGACGACCUGCUGCCGCACAUAGGCGAGUUCGGCACCUAUCAGAGGAUCCUGUUCGUGCUGAUGAUCCCGUUCGCCUUCUUCGUCGCCUGGGUGUACUUCUCGCAGAUAUUUAUCACCCUCGUGCCGGAGGAGCACUGGUGUCGCGUGCCGGAAUUGGAGAACCUCACUGUCGAAGAAAGGAUCGCCUUGGCGAUACCGCCCGGCGAGGAUGGCUUGUCCAAGUGCACCAUGUACGACGUGAAUUACACGGAAAUCCUGUUGAGUGGAAUCAGACAGGCGGAUCCGUACUGGCCGACAAAGAGUUGUUCGCACGGUUGGGAGUUCAAUUUCACCGUCAUUCCUUACGAAACCGUGGCGACCGAGUUGGGAUGGGUGUGCGAGAACAGCGCACUGCCGACGACCGCCCAGAGCAUCUUCUUCAUCGGCGCAAUCUUCGGCGGCCUAAUCUUCGGAUGGAUCGCCGACAGAUACGGCAGAAUACCGGCCCUGGUCGGCGCCAAUGUCACCGGCUGCCUGGCGGGCGUCGCGACCGCCUUGGCCGGAAGUUUCUGGGAGUUCGCGCUGUGCCGGUUCUUCGUUGGCUUCGCCUUCGACAAUUGUUUCACCAUGAUGUACAUACUGGUACUGGAAUACGUGGGACCGAAAUGGCGCACUUUCGUGGCGAACAUGUCGAUAGCACUCUUCUUCACGUUCGCCGCCUGCAUCCUACCUUGGAUCGCGUAUUACCUGGCCGACUGGAGGAUGACCUGCAUCACGAUAUCCGUUCCUCUGGCCCUGGCGGUGGCGGCACCCUGGUUGGUACCGGAGAGCGCGAGGUGGCUCGUCAGUCAAAACAAAGUGGAAAAGGCCAUUGGGAUCCUGGGUAAAUUCGAACACAUGAACGGCACGAAAGUACCCGAGAACGUCUAUCAACAAUUUCGCGAAACCUGCGCCAGAGUAUGCAAGGAGCAGGAGGCGGACAAAACUUAUUCCGUGGUGGAUCUAUUUAAGAGUCCACGUUUGCGAAACAUCACGAUUCUCCUCAUCAUUAUCUGGAUGGCGAUAUCGCUGGUAUUUGAUGGCCACGUAAGAAACGUGAAUAACCUUGGGCUCGACGUCUUUGUAACAUUUACGAUCGCAGCGUUUACCGAGCUACCCGCCGACACGUUUCUCACCCUCGUCCUCGACCGAUGGGGUAGACGAUGGUUAGCCUGCGGUACCAUGGUAAUUUCCGGAAUUUUCAGCAUUUGGGCGAGCGCGGUUUCGAAUCAUAUUUAUUCAGCCACCUUGGCGAUCGUCGGUAGAUUCUGGGUCAAUAUCUCAUACAAUAUCGGUCUUCAGUAUGCGGCCGAAGUGUUACCUACGGUUGUAAGGGCUCAAGGAGUCGCCUUGAUCCACAUAAUGGGAUAUGUCGCUAGCAUCCUCGCACCUUUUGUCGUUUACCUGGAUACUGUAUCGUCCAUUCUGCCACUGCUGGUCCUCGGCGUCAUGGGUGUUAUCGGUGGUCUCCUGACGCUUCUGUUACCGGAAACACUCGAUAAAGAUCUACCGCAGACCUUGCAGGAUGGCGAAGAUUUCGGGAAGGAUCAGAAGCUAUGGGACAUGCCGUGUCUCCCGAAGAAAAAGCGUGACGUGGAGGCGCCAACGGUGGCCGUUUUCCGAUCGUUCGAACGCAGCAGCCUGCGAAGUUCAAUGAGAGCGUCUAUUCGUGGCGAGACCCUAAGGAGCAGCAUGAUACAAAGAUCGAGCAGAUCUUCCAUGAAAUCGCGGAAGAGCGUAAAUGCAGCCUUGGAAGCUGAAAAGUGAACACUCUGAGAAACGCGGCCCACAUGAUUUACGACACCCUGAUAUUUCCUUUCUCUCUCUCUCUCUCUCUCUCUCUCUCUCUUCUUUCUCUCUCUCUCUCUCUCUUUACCAUUGUCCUUUCCUUCAGGAUUGUGAUAUCAGAGCUACCAAAAUCAAAUUUUGCAUAUGCCUGUAUCCAACCAUCAAUGACGGUUUUAGAUCGAUAAAAAUGGAACGUUACUCGCAAUAGCCCGCUCUACAAUUAAGUUUACUUAAUUAGAGGAUGAUAGGGUUGUGGCAAUUAAUUUUAAGUAUUGACCGUAGAGAAGUAGAAAUGUCAAUUAGAAUUUAAAUCAGAUUAGAAUUCAACUAAAACGCUCUAAUUGGCCGUUCUAUUCCUAUUCCGCAGAUAGAACCCUUUACGAUUUUCAUUAUUGUAUUCUGCGAUAAAUCCUAUACGUGUGACAUUCUCGAAAUCUGACUUCGAAUUUCGAGUGAAUGAGAUGGGGACUUUUACUCGCAGUCAUGUAGCGUUAACGCGAGGCUACGAUUUUUUUAUUGCGCGAUUCGUAAUUAUACUAUUUUUGACACGCUUGUAUUUAAUUAAUAGGAGGAAGAAAACCGGGCGCCGCCGUAAGUUUAGAAAUGCGUGAAGUUUCAAAACUCCUGUUCCAUUCUUUGCGAAACGCGCGUCCUUCGUGAAAAAGAAAAAACAGGAGAAACCAAUAUUUUUAAAUGUACCGUUCCGAUUCCGCGGGUGGCAGCCAUAUUGAGAAAUAGUAGAUGAGAAAUAGAUAAAACAAAAAAAAAACAAAUACGUACUCGUGCUACAACAUGUAAGAACGGCUCGUAUGCAUUUUAUAUAAAUUGAUCGCGUCUGCAGCUGCGACUUGUCACUGUUGCUCACUUACGCGUAUAAUAUGUAACAUUACAUAUUGUACAUUACAAUGUACAUAACGGACACGUGAAUCAAAUUUUUGAAUUAUCUUAUCAAAAGACGCGACAGGCUGUUGAAUGCGAAUGAAGAACCUGAAUGAGAAAUUGUCGGGUACAGCUUUAUCGUGAUAACACACACGUGUACCCUCUCAGAAAAGGUUUCUAAUAGCAAGGCUAAAAAUAUUCUUGAUGUAUUUAUUGCAAUCUUGUGCAAUAUAAAAAUAAAGCCAUAUUAAGAUGAGGUCUGUAAUUCCUAAUCCCCUUCAUCGAAUUAAAUAAGAUUGACUUAUUAUCUACUAUUGUUAAGUUAAGAGUGUUAUGAGAUUCAUAAUACUCAAAUUUCGAUUGUCUAAUCUAAAUCCGUUUGAGAAAAUUAAUAAGAUAGCAUCGAGAGAUUAUUUUUUUCUAGGUUUAAGAAUUUUUUUUAUUUAAGAAUAUAAUUUCCUCUUGCCAAUGUGAUAAUUAUGUUUGUCUCUAUCAAUCUUAUCUUAUGAAUUACGUAGAAGAGUAAUAGCAGUGAAUCCAGAAAUCUUUUCUGUGGGUGUAUCAACGUCGCCGGGAACGUUUCACCUGGAAAUGCUUUCCGCAAAAAUUUAGAUCUCAAGAUUUGUGUACAUACGCAAUAUUUUAUAAUGUAAAUAAGAAUAUUAAAUUAAUUUGUAUCUCCCGAUUGAUCUGUGUUAAUAAACGUAAACUGAUACACAGUCGGAUGGAUAAUUACUAUCAUAGAGAAUUGCCUUUGAUCAAAAGGCGUCGAUAUUGCUCCGACAAAGAUGCGAUUGUUAAUGAACGGUAACAAUUAUCGACAGCUUCUCGAUUGUGAAGAAAAUUGUAUUGGUUUAAUUGCCCGACGCUACUGUAUUGCAUUGUCGUCAAGUCUGCAUUAAUAUCCAGCACGACGAAAUAUAUCUAAUACAGA
Solenopsis invicta (red fire ant) is the source of this 4485-nucleotide messenger RNA. RefSeq names its product organic cation transporter protein. Gene Ontology annotation, biological process: transmembrane transport. The record is from RefSeq and is a predicted model, not a curated record. Bases 687 to 2651 code for a protein of 654 amino acids. The transcript has 8 exons. Lineage: Eukaryota; Metazoa; Arthropoda; Insecta; Hymenoptera; Formicidae. Gene Ontology annotation, molecular function: transmembrane transporter activity.